AUGGCGCGAUUAAACGACCUUCCCACGAGUUCAGAUUCCAUCGAAUCCUUAAAACGGCGCUUUAUACGACAAAACCGUGAGAUUGCCCGAGCGAAUUCAGUGCAGUCGAUCCGCAUUCGAACACUCGAAGCUGAGGUAUCGCAUCUCCUUGCUGAGAAUGUUACACUCCGCGAAGGAAUUAUCUCUGCAAACCAUGAGCUCGAGCGAUAUCGGACCGGUACGCAUUUCGAAAAUCGCAUUAAUACGCUAAGAGAAAGAUUCGAGUCUGGUUUGGGAGAGCUAUCAGCACUUGUUAAGGACCUUAACAAACUACCGUCCCAAUAUUGUGAUGUUGGCGAACGGGUUGCAAAGGAAGACCGGGUUGAGAAAGAAGGGGAAAUAAAACGAAUAAGCCCCCGCAGCCUUCUACGACUCUCUGAAGACGAGGCUAUGCUGGAGGAUGGCGGUUGUUUGCCUGCGAUUCCAGAAGAUGGGGUCUACGCUCCCGAUGCAGAUGAACGGAUAGAAGAGGAAAUAAUUCAGGAGGACGAUGACAUGGAACCGGUACAAGCCAUGGAUAACAUUGAAUCGACAGAGAGGAAGCCCGAGGCUCGUACACAGGAACAGGAUGUUUCCGUGACCUCAAAAAACACACCAUCGGAUGAGUCUCGUUUCCCAUGGGCUACAAGGGAAAAUACAGUGGCAGAGAUCCUCGAAAAAGUUCGUCCAAUCAAUACUCGACCGAAACGAAGAGAUAGCUCUCUUGUUCAAACGCUGGUUUCCAAAAAGGACGUCGAAGUCGAUCGAGAUGCUGCGCCUCCUGCUACGGUGGCUGGCUCUAAGCGGAAAUUCGAUGCGCAAGAGUGCGACGCUCUUCCACAAGAUAAACAAGAACAGGAUAAAUUCCAAUACACACUCUUCAAAAAGGCCCAGAGGCAGCUAUCUAAUGAAAUUGGAGUUGGGGCCGAAAAUGAAGCAGACCCUAUAUCUACGGGCAAGGAAAGCCUUAAGCCACGCGCGGAUCUGGCGAAAUCCCGGCGCGCCCUAGGACCAAAAAAUGUAAAUUUCAACCCAAGGUCGACUACAAAGAAAGUGGUUCAAGAUAGCGUGGCUGUCGAAAAACGGAAGGGAUCCGGACGAAGGAAAACAGAGACGCGGAAUACCUCACGCCCUAAAACUUCCGAUCAACCCACGGAUACGAAACCAGAAGUCUUCAUCCGCGAGGAUGUGCCUCUUUUUAAUCAUCCGGUUGAAAUUUCGUUGGAUGAUCACGAUCCAGUGGAGAAAACAUCCGAAUCUACAAACAGCUUGGAUAAGCCUCUAUAUUCAGAAUAUCAACCAACAACCACUAGCGAACGACAUGCCCAGAGACCAAGACCAUCCAGGCGCUCUCGGGGUCCUAUAAACUACGCUGAGCCUAGUCUAAGAGGCAAGAUGCGGCGGCCAACAGAGGAUCUUGUGGACGCUGUAGCGGAAUGUACAACAAAACGGCUUUCAAGGUCGCAAAAUGAUCUGGUUGACGACCUUCAAAGUGAACAACGCGCUAUCAGGGUCGAUAUCAAUCCAAACCUAUCCAAAGGGAACCAGUCCAGCACGCUUGCACACAACAUUUUCGACCUCUCAACAUCGAGCCCAGAUGGCAAGCUAUCUAUGGGCGGCGAUAGCAACUACACCAGUGAUAAUGAUACAGACACCGAUGGGACAUGGUCAAGCCGCGAACACCGAGCUCGGUCUAUGCGUGCCCCUACCCCAGACCCUAGUAUCAGACCGGUGAGACAGUCUCGCAGGCAAUCAUCGAACCCGAACUACAGAGUGGAGGCACAUAUAUCAGCAUAA
Molecule: messenger RNA, 1815 nt
Organism: Arthroderma uncinatum
Lineage: Eukaryota; Fungi; Ascomycota; Eurotiomycetes; Onygenales; Arthrodermataceae
Product: shugoshin C terminal domain-containing protein
Exons: 3
Coding region: 1-1815 (604 amino acids)
Biological process (GO): meiotic chromosome segregation
Cellular component (GO): nucleus; chromosome, centromeric region
Source: RefSeq, a predicted model, not a curated record